AUGUCCGGUGACGAUUUCAGUUCCAGUAAUGGAAGCGGAGACUCUAAGUCAAUUCGUGGGUACGAAGACGAUGACGAAAAAACCUUGCUUAAUGGUGGAGCUCCACGCCCAAAUACUGUGACUUAUAUGCCGGAAGAUGGAUCAUUUACCAAUGAUUCUAGUACAUUGUUUGAUGGCGAUGGAUCUACUUCAAAAAACAUCAGAAAGUUCGCCAAUGGUGGCAGUGCUGGAUUCAGCAAGGCUAGCGAUAUGGAUCCUUCCAUCCAGCAGCUUCGUUACAACGAAAAUAGAAUAUCUUUGGAUCGUGCUAUAAACCAAUCGAUUGAAUUGCUUGGCGAGUUAUCAGGUGAAAACAAGCAAAGACCUAUAUUUUACCCUGCUAAUACUGAAGAUGACAAUAACAAUUUAUUGUUGAACAGCAGAAGAGCACAUUUGGCGCUAGUAAGGGACAAGGAAAGCAAAGUGAAGUUGGAAAAGAAAAAGAUCUUAGAUCAAGACGAAGACGAAGAAGAAGAUGAUGCCACUACCGCUUCUAGCUUCAAAAUUAUCAAGCUCCAACUUAAGUUCGGCCACUCCUCAUCGCCAAACUCUGUAGUCUUUGAUAAGCAAACUGUAUCUAAAUUGCUUGAUCAGCAAUUUCAAUCUCAGGUGAAAUACUUGUUGAAUUUAAAGGAUAGAGUGGAUGAUACAUCCUCUAAAGUAUUUGUUACUGGUGAUUUGAACGCCGGAAAAUCUACAUUUUGUAAUUCUCUUUUGAGAAGAAAGGUUUUGCCCGAGGAUCAACAACCAUGUACUAGUGUUUUCUGUGAGGUAAUAGAUGCAACUAGGGAAAACAGAGGAAUUGAGGAAGUACAUGCAAUCCCCAUUGGACAACUGAAGGAAUACAGUACCACUGAUGAAUCCACCUUCGAGGCUUUUCAGCUUAAGGAUUUAGAAACCCUCGUGUAUGAAUGCGAUAAAUAUGCCCUCUUGAAGGUGUAUGUGAUCGAUCGUAGGUCCGCCGAGAUGAGUUUAUUAAGGAAUGGUAUCAUCGAUGUAAAGUUGAUUGAUGCUCCAGGUUUAAACAUGGAUCUGUACCAAACAACUCAAGUGUUCUCCAGGCAAGAAGAAAUUGACUUGGUUGUGUUUGUAGUAAACAGUGAAAAUCAUUUCACAUUAUCAGCCAAAGAAUUCAUUGGAGCAGCUGCCGCAGAAAAGAGAUAUGUUUUCAUUGUGGUGAACAAAUUUGAUCAUAUCAAGAACAAAGAAAAGUGUAAAGAGAAAAUUUUAGAUCAAGUUAAGGGAUUGAGUCCAGAUAGUUACAAAAACUCUAAUGAGUUUGUUCAUUUUGUGAAUAGCGAGUUAGACUAUCCAGGUGAUGAUGACGGUGACGAUGGUAAUGACGAUGAUAACGACGAAGAUGAUAACAAUGAAGGUCGUUUUGAUCAUCUUGAAGCAUCUCUCCGUAAGUUCUUACUUGAAAAAAGAUCCAUUUCAAAACUCCUCCCAGCUAAAAGUUAUCUUUUGAACUUACUUAAUGACUUAGAGACUCUUUCCAAUUUAAAUGGUAAGGUUUAUUCUCAAGAAUUAAAAGUAUUGUCUAAAAAAUUACAAUCCCAAAUUAUUCCUUCCUAUGAUAGCAUUUUACUCAAAUCAUCCAAGAUCAAUGAAUCAGUAAACAACUCAAUUGAAAAUCUCUGCACCGAUAUAUAUGAUUCUUCGAAGAAAGAAAUCCAAGAGACUAUUUACAAGUUUGGUGAUAAACAAUGUGUACCAUAUAUGGGAUUACAAUACUUAUAUGAGUAUGCAGUAGCUACCCAGAGAGCAAUGAUUGAUACGGUGGUAUCCUCAGUUGAGUACUGUGAGGGCCAAGCUAAAUUCAAGACGGCGUCUAAAGUUGAUGAAGUUAUUAAGGUUGGGCAAUCUACCCUUGGUGAUGAAUUUUUAAAUGAUAAAGUUUUUAAGUCUGACUUGAUGUUUACUAGGAAAAGUCAUCAGUUGAGCUCACAGCUUGAUGUACUGAUUGAAGUUGGUGAUUUCUUUGAUCCAUCGUUCGAAUCAUUCGUUUUGUGGCUCGGAAUUCCGGAAGACUUGGUUGAAACUGCAAACUCACAGAUGGCAUAUUUCAAUCCAUUUACAUUUGUCCAUUCGCUUACAUCAACCGCUGUGUCAAUCAAGCAACAAAUCCCAACUCAGUUAACAUUACAGACACUCUACUCAUCUACAAAGUUGCUCACUGCUGGAGCUUUAGCUCAAAAAGCGUACACCGCUACUCAUUACAUCCUGACUGAUGUUCUCAGAAAGGUUGCAUUACCAGUUGUGUUAGGUAUUGGUGGAAUUUCGAUAGUGUAUCUCAUCACUGACGUCCCUAAUGCAUUUCCAAGGAAACAAGCAAGAAAAUUGAGAAAACAAUUGAUUGAAUUCGACUACCCACAUGUGAACGCAUACAGAAUUUCUCAAGAAUGCAGACAAGUUUUAAACUAUCCUGCUAGACAAGUGAUGACCAAUUUCCAGACUUCAAUUGACAAAAGGUCUGUUGAAAAAGAAAAAAUUGAAAAAUCAAUUGCAGAUGCUGAAAUCAGCUUUGGAUACUUCCAAGCACUUUUAAAUAAGAUCCAGUAUCAAAAGAAAAUCGUCGAAGAAAUUGACUUGGAAAGUGUCAAUUUAGUAGAUUAG
Molecule: messenger RNA, 2655 nt
Organism: Dujonia railenensis
Lineage: Eukaryota; Fungi; Ascomycota; Pichiomycetes; Serinales; Debaryomycetaceae
Source: the annotation of a GenBank genome assembly